AUGAAUCCAGUCAUGAAUCCUGGAUCCAUCAUCGACGCAAUCCGCAGUGAUCCAAUGCCCAUCACUGACAUCUACUGGCCAGCCUUCAAAAAGGCAGUCGAGAAUGAUCCCCAGCAACUCUGCCCCAUCGAUCUGACCUGCACCAUCUGCACAGAGCAGAUGUCGACGCAAGGAUCCGGAAGUGGUUCCAUCCAUUGGAUCCCGAAAACAGGUCGCAGAAUCUCUCAUGACGCCCAAAUCCUCCCCUGUGGCCAUAUGGUAGGCGGCAGCUGUCUCAUGAACUGGCUUGACAGACAGUCCGAACAGUUUCGAGGAAGAGAGUCCUACUCGUGUCCUGUCUGCAACACUGCGAUCAUGUAUCAUCCUGAGUGCGGGCACUUAUGCCACGGUCAACGGAUCCCACACUUGGUCGCCGACUACUCUCAAGUCCCUCUUGUUCUGAGUGAGGGCGGUUUCAUCUACGCUCGAUGUGCCGGAUGUGAAAUCCAGCAUACCUUUUCCGAGAUGACCCAGUACACCGGUAUCUACAAGUGGGAAAAUGAGGUCGAGUCCACUCACCAAUACAUCUCCCUUGGCUUUUUGGACCGACGCCCUGGCGGUUUCUUGUACAUGGAUGGUUCUAGAAACCCCAAGCGACCUAUUUGUGAGCGCGUCCGAAGACUCCAAACUCCAGAGGAGUUGAAGACUAUUUGGGAAGCCUAUAGAAAGGUUUGGGUGCUGAAGUUCAAGACUUUUUGGAUUUCGCAUGAUUUUUCUAAUGUAGGUCUGUGUCUCUACUUGAUGAAGACUAUGAAGCCACUUCCCCAGGCGCCCAAGACACAGGGCUUCUUUCGUCGUGUGUUCUCUCGACAAUCAUCUAUCUGA
Fusarium mangiferae is the source of this 864-nucleotide messenger RNA. RefSeq lists its product as uncharacterized. Bases 1 to 864 code for a protein of 287 amino acids. The record is from RefSeq and is a predicted model, not a curated record. NCBI's taxonomy places the organism in Eukaryota, Fungi, Ascomycota, Sordariomycetes, Hypocreales, Nectriaceae. The transcript has a single exon.